This is a messenger RNA of Trichoderma reesei QM6a, 4140 nucleotides long. RefSeq lists its product as uncharacterized. NCBI's taxonomy places the organism in Eukaryota, Fungi, Ascomycota, Sordariomycetes, Hypocreales, Hypocreaceae. Gene Ontology annotation, molecular function: ATP binding; ABC-type transporter activity; ATP hydrolysis activity. Gene Ontology annotation, cellular component: membrane. The transcript has 3 exons. Gene Ontology annotation, biological process: transmembrane transport. Bases 1 to 4140 code for a protein of 1379 amino acids. The record is from RefSeq and is a predicted model, not a curated record.
AUGAAGCAGGAUGUUGUCGCCUUCCAUGAGCGUGACAAGGCUUCCGGCUUUCCCCCAAGAGAGCUCGGCGUCACCUUUCAGAAUCUUACGGUGCAGGGUGUCCGUGCCGAUGCAGCCAUUCACGAAAACGUCAUUUCUCAGUUCAACAUCCUAAAGUUGAUCAAAGAGUCUCGCCAGAAGCCGCCUAUGAGAAAGAUCCUCGACAAUGUCCAUGGAUGCGUCAAGCCGGGCGAGAUGCUCCUCGUCCUCGGCCGUCCAGGAAGUGGAUGCACAACGCUACUCAACAUGCUGGCCAACAAACGGACUGGCUAUGCCCAGGUCACGGGUGAUGUUUUGUACGGAUCAAUGAAGGCAGAGGAGGCAAAGCGAUACCGAGGCCAGAUCGUCAUAAAUACAGAGGAAGAAAUCUUCUUCCCAUCGCUGACUGUGGGGCAAACCAUGGACUUUGCGACGAGAUUAAAGGUCCCUUACAAGUUGCCCAAUGGCGUCACCAGCCAAGAACAGAUCCGUCAAGAGUCACGCAACUUUCUGCUCAAGUCCAUGGGCAUUGAGCAUACUGAAGACACCAAGGUCGGCAAUGCAUUCGUCAGGGGUGUCUCUGGUGGAGAACGAAAGCGAGUGUCCAUCAUUGAAUGCCUCGCAACCAGAGGAAGCGUCUUCUGUUGGGAUAACUCGACUCGCGGUCUGGAUGCUAGCACUGCUCUCGAAUGGGCCAAGGCUGUUCGAGCCAUGACCGACGUCCUCGGCUUAGCCUCAAUCGUCACUUUAUACCAGGCCGGCAACGGCAUCUACAACCUCUUCGACAAGGUGCUUGUUCUCGACGAGGGCAAAGAAAUUUACUACGGCCCCAUGCGCGAGGCUCGUCCGUUCAUGGAGAGCUUGGGUUUCAUCUGCGGCGACGGUGCCAAUGUGGCUGACUACCUGACCGGUGUUACCGUACCAACCGAGAGAAAAGUCCGAGAUGAGAUGAAGCUGAAAUUCCCUCGGACGGCUGCGGCCAUUCGCGACGAGUACGAGAAGACACCGAUUUUUGAACAAGCAAAAGCCGAAUACGAUUAUCCGACCACUACAGAAGCCCAGACCAAGACCAAAUUGUUCCAAGAGGGAGUGGCGCUGGAGAAAUACAAAGGACUGCCGGCAUCGAGCCCGUUCACUGUCAGCUUUGCCGUCCAGGUGCAGACUUGCAUCAAGCGACAGUACCAGAUUAUCUGGGGUGACAAGGCCACCUUCUUCAUCAAGCAAUUCUCGACCAUUGUGCAAGCUCUCAUCGCUGGCUCCCUCUUUUACAAUGCCCCCGACACGACUGCUGGGCUGUUUGUAAAGUCUGGUGCCUGUUUCUUCGCUUUGCUCUUCAACGCCCUGCUCUCCAUGUCGGAGGUUACCGAGUCCUUCAUGGGGCGGCCUGUUCUGAUCAAGCACAAGUCGUUUGCCUUUUUCCAUCCUGCCGCCUUCUGCAUUGCUCAAAUUGCGGCUGAUAUUCCCGUCAUCUUGGUUCAGGUCUCAGGCUUCUCUGUGAUUUUGUACUUUAUGGUUGGUUUGACAGCCACUGCAGGCCACUUCUUUACCUUUUGGGUUAUCGUUGUGGCCACUACUUUCUGUAUGACGGCCAUGUUCAGAGCCAUCGGCGCCGCGUUCCGCACAUUCGAUGGCGCUUCCAAGCUCUCCGGUCUCAUCAUCGCUGCUACAAUCAUGUACAAUGGCUACAUGAUUCAGAAGCCUCGCAUGCACCCAUGGUUCGUUUGGCUUUUCUGGAUCGACCCAAUGGCGUAUGGAUUCGAUGCCAUUCUGUCCAACGAGUUCCACGGCAAGAUCAUCCCCUGCGUUGGUACCAACAUUGUCCCCAACGGCCCAGGCUUUACCGAUCCCGGUUCGCAGGCUUGCGCUGGCGUGGGCGGCGCAGUGCCGGGGCAGACCUACGUCGAUGGUGACCUGUAUCUGGAAUCGCUCUCCUACAGCCACUCCCACGUCUGGCGAAACUUUGGCAUCAUCUGGGCAUGGUGGGUUCUGUUUGUGGCCAUCACUGUCUUCUUCACGACCAAGUGGAAGAGCUCUUCGGAAAGCGGACCCAGUUUGGUUAUUCCUCGAGAGCGAUCCAAGCUCGUUCCUGCUCUACGCCAGGCUGACGUAGAAGGCCAAGUUUCGGAAAAGGAGGGCAACAAUGUCAACAACCAGUCUGACAGCAACUCUUCCGACGACACCGCCGUGGCAGUUCAGGGCAAUCUUAUCCGUAACUCCUCAGUCUUUACCUGGAAGAAUCUGUCCUAUACGGUCAAGACUCCACAUGGUGAUCGUCUUCUCUUGGACAAUGUUCAAGGUUGGGUUAAGCCUGGAAACCUGACGGCUUUGAUGGGUUCUUCUGGCGCUGGAAAGACUACUCUGCUUGAUGUGCUCGCCCAGCGAAAGACUGAAGGCACCAUCCGAGGCUCCAUCCUGGUUGACGGUCGACCGCUGCCAGUCUCCUUCCAGAGGUCUGCGGGGUACUGCGAGCAGCUUGACGUGCACGAAGCUUUCGCUACCGUGCGCGAGGCUCUCGAGUUCUCGGCACUCCUCCGACAAAGCCGCGACACGCCGCGCGAAGAGAAGCUGGCUUAUGUCAACACGAUUAUCGACCUCUUGGAACUGCAUGACAUUGCUGACACGUUGAUUGGUGAAGUCGGUGCCGGCUUGAGCGUUGAGCAGCGCAAACGUGUCACGAUUGGUGUCGAGCUCGUCUCCAAGCCUAGCAUCCUGAUCUUCCUUGACGAGCCCACUUCUGGUUUGGACGGUCAGUCCGCCUUCCACACCGUUCGUUUCUUGCGGAAGCUGGCUGCCGUUGGCCAAGCUGUGCUGGUUACGAUUCACCAGCCUUCUGCCCAGUUGUUCGCCCAAUUCGAUACCCUUUUGUUGCUCGCCAAGGGCGGCAAGACUGUCUACUUUGGAGAGAUCGGUGAUCAAGCAAAAGUUGUCAGGGAAUACUUUGCUCGCUACGAUGCCCCAUGCCCCGUCGAUGUCAACCCUGCUGAGCACAUGAUCGAUGUCGUGUCUGGACAGCUCUCUCAAGGCAAGGACUGGAACGAGGUCUGGCUGUCAUCGCCCGAGUAUGCCAACAUGACCAAGGAACUUGACCAGAUCAUCAGCGAGGCUGCGGCGAAGCCUCCCGGCACGGUGGACGAUGGCCACGAAUUCGCCACGUCUCUGUGGGAGCAGACCAAGCUUGUUACUCAGCGCAUGAACGUCAGCCUGUUUCGCAACGCCGACUACGUCAACAACAAGUUUGCGCUGCACAUCUUCUCUGCUCUCUUUAACGGUUUCAGUUUCUGGAUGAUCAAGGACUCCGUCGGCGACCUUCAGCUGAAGCUCUUCACCAUCUUCAACUUCAUCUUCGUUGCCCCCGGUGUUCUUGCCCAGCUGCAGCCCGUCUUCAUUCACCGCCGAGACAUUUUCGAGACGCGAGAGAAGAAGUCCAAGAUGUACUCAUGGAUCGCCUUUGUGACAGCGCUUAUCGUCUCGGAGAUCCCGUACCUCAUCAUCUGUGCCGUUCUCUACUUUGUGUGCUGGUACUACACCGUGGGCUUCCCGACCGACUCCCAUCGGGCUGGCGCGACCUUCUUCGUCAUGCUCAUGUACGAGUUCCUCUACACCGGAAUGGGUCAGUUUAUUGCCGCAUACGCCCCGAACGAGGUUUUCGCCGUGUUGGCCAACCCUCUCGUGCUUGGAACACUCGUGUCUUUCUGCGGUGUGUUGGUCCCUUAUGCGCAGAUCCAAGCAUUCUGGCGAUACUGGAUCUACUGGCUGAACCCUUUCAACUACCUCAUGGGUAGCAUGUUGGUCUUUGACCUUUGGGGUCAGGAGAUCAAGUGCGCUCCUCAUGAGUUUGCUACCUUCAACCCUCCCAAUGGCACGACCUGCGGUGAUUAUCUUGAGAGUUACCUUGCGGCAGGACCCGGCGCAGUGGCCAAUCUGAUCAACCCCGAUGCCACGGCCAAUUGCCAAGUCUGCUCUUUCAGCAAAGGCGAGGACUAUCUUCGGACUCUGAACCUGAAGGAGUACUACUACGGCUGGCGGGACGCUGCUAUUGUUGUGCUCAUGGUGUUCAGCUCAUACUCUCUGGUGUACUUGCUCAUGAAGCUCCGCACCAAGAUGUCAAAGAAGGCCGAGUAA